This is a messenger RNA of Dioszegia hungarica, 2157 nucleotides long. RefSeq lists its product as uncharacterized. The transcript is spliced from 14 exons. Gene Ontology annotation, biological process: UDP-N-acetylglucosamine metabolic process; protein N-linked glycosylation; fructose 6-phosphate metabolic process. The record is from RefSeq and is a predicted model, not a curated record. NCBI's taxonomy places the organism in Eukaryota, Fungi, Basidiomycota, Tremellomycetes, Tremellales, Bulleribasidiaceae. Gene Ontology annotation, molecular function: L-glutamine:D-fructose-6-phosphate transaminase (isomerizing) activity; carbohydrate derivative binding. The coding region runs from base 1 to 2157 and encodes 718 amino acids.
AUGUGUGGAAUUUUCGGCUACUGCUCCUUCCUGAUCGAGAAGGACCGCAAGUAUGUUUGCGACGUCCUCUGCAAUGGUCUCGCCAGACUGGAGUACCGAGGGUACGACUCCGCCGGUAUCGGAAUCGACGGCGACACGCCCGAAUCCCCCAUCAUCCUCUUCAAGGAAGUCGGCAAGGUCGCUGCGCUCCGCAAGCACAUCGCUGAAGGCUUCCCCACUCCCCUUCCUUCUGAGCUUAACGGGAACGGCGCAAACGGGAAUGACAACUCGCACGUCCAGGGCAGCACUAAGCUUGACAUGAACAAGACCUUCGUCUCGCAGACAUCGAUGGCACACACUCGGUGGGCCACUCACGGUGUGCCCAGCGUGUUGAACUGUCACCCGCACGUCUCGGGCGAGAAUACCGAGUUCUCCCUGGUUCACAACGGUAUCAUCACCAAUUACAAGGAGCUCAAGACCGUCCUCAUCAAGCGCGGAUAUCACUUCUACACCGACACCGACACAGAAGCCGUCGCCAUGCUGUGCAAAUACGUCUGGGAGAGCCAACCGCACAAGCGAUUGAACUUCACCGAGCUCAUCAAGACUGUCGUCAAGGAGCUUGAAGGCUCGUUCGCGUUUGUCUUCAAGUCGACCCACUUCCCGGACGAGAUGGUCCUCACCCGUCGCGGAUCUCCUAUGCUCAUCGGUGUCAAGACGGACAGGAAGUUGAAGGUCGACUUUGUCGAUGUCGAGAUGGGAGAGGAGCGAGUCGACGAACAAGUUGGCGGUCUUCUUUCGGUACCAGGCGCUGCUGGUCCCGGUUCAGGCCCUCACAGCAAGCUGCGCCGAUCCCAGUCCCGCGCGUUCCUUUCGGACGACGGCAUGCCUCAGCCCAUCGAGUUCUUCAUCGCCAGUGAUGCCAGUGCUGUCAUUGAGCACACCAAGCGGGUGCUUUACCUAGAGGAUGACGAUAUUGCGCACAUUGCUGAAGGAGAACUCCACAUCCACCGCCUCCGCCGAAACGACGGCCUUUCGUCCGUCCGAGCCAUCGAGACCCUCGAGAUUGAGCUCGCGGAGAUCAUGAAGGGCCAAUACGACCACUUUAUGCAGAAGGAGAUCUACGAGCAGCCCGAAUCGGUCGUCAACACCAUGCGUGGUCGUGUCAACUUUGACAGCCGUACCAUCAUGCUCGGUGGUCUCAAGGCGUAUCUCCCGGUCAUCAGGCGUGGGCGGAGGUUGCUCUUCGUGGCGUGCGGAACGAGUUACCACUCGUGUAUCGCCGUCAGGGGGGUAUUUGAGGAGUUGACCGAGAUCCCCGUCGCUGUUGAGCUCGCUUCGGACUUCUUGGACCGCCGGACUCCCGUUUUCAGGGACGAUGUCGCCAUCUUUGUCUCGCAGUCUGGUGAGACUGCCGACACGAUCCUGGCCAUGAGGUACUGCUUGGAGCGUGGAGCUCUGUGCUUGGGUGUCGUCAACGCCGUCGGGUCCACCCUUUCCCGCGAGACCCACUCGGGUAUUCACAUCAACGCCGGUCCCGAGAUCGGUGUCGCCUCCACCAAGGCUUACACCUCGCAAUACGUCGCCCUGGUCAUGAUGGCCGUUCAGCUCUCGGACGACUCGAUCUCCAAGGCCGCACGAAGGCAGCAGAUCAUUGAUGGCCUGCACGACAUCCCGGGCCAGAUCCGGAAGGUCCUCGGUAUGGACAAGGCGCUGCAGUCGCUCGCUAUGGACAUGCUUGCUGGCCAGAAGAGUUUGCUCAUCAUGGGUCGUGGAUACCAGUACGCGACGUGUCUUGAGGGCGCCCUUAAGAUUAAGGAGGUUUCAUACAUGCACUCGGAGGGUAUCUUGGCGGGCGAGUUGAAGCACGGUCCUCUUGCUUUGAUCGAUGAGCACCUCCCUGUCAUCUUCAUUAUGACCCGGGACUCGCUUUACCCCAAGGUCCAGUCUGCGCUGGCUCAGGUUACCGCUCGGAAGGGUCGACCAAUCAUCAUCUGCAACGACGACGAUGACUCGGUUCCCGAGUCGGCCAAGGUCAUCCGUGUUCCCCGGACAGUCGACUGUCUCCAGGGCCUCAUCAAUGUCCUGCCCUUGCAACUGCUGUCCUAUCACUUGGCCAUCAUGAACGGCGUGGAUGUCGACUUCCCCCGUAACCUCGCCAAGUCGGUCACCACCGAGUAG